Messenger RNA from Copidosoma floridanum, 2913 nucleotides. RefSeq lists its product as uncharacterized. Gene Ontology annotation, biological process: regulation of transcription by RNA polymerase II. Lineage: Eukaryota; Metazoa; Arthropoda; Insecta; Hymenoptera; Encyrtidae. The record is from RefSeq and is a predicted model, not a curated record. Gene Ontology annotation, molecular function: RNA polymerase II cis-regulatory region sequence-specific DNA binding; DNA-binding transcription factor activity, RNA polymerase II-specific.
AUGGAAAACAGCAACCAAAAUGAACAAAAUAUUAGUCCCAACAAGCAGUGCCAGAAGCCCCAUCGGUGCUACGUGUGUGAAAAAACUUUCGUCUCCUUGGCCCAGCUUGCAAGGCACAUGAAGACACACACGGGCGAAAAACCCCACUCGUGUACGAUGUGCCCAAAAACAUUUAGCCAAAAAGGUGAUCUCACGAGGCACAUACGAAUACAUACAGGCGAAAAACCCUACAAGUGUUUUGAAUGCAACAAAGCUUACAGUGUAAAAGCUUAUAUCACAAGGCACAUAAGGAGGGCCCACACCGGCGAAAAACCCUUCAAAUGCUCGGUAUGCCAGCGAGGCUUUACUGACAAAAAUUUUCUCAAGUUGCACACGCGCAUACACACGGGUUUGGCUUACGACACGUGCGCCGUGUGCAAAAGAACAUUUACCGAUCCCAGCAAUUUGAGAAGGCACAUGCGGACCCACACGGGCGAGAAACCCUAUCAGUGCGCCUUGUGUCCUGAAGCGUACGCGUACAAGCACCACCUUGUGGAUCACGUGAGGAAUCAUUUGGGUGACAAGCCUUUCAAGUGUUCCAAUUGUCAAAAAAGUUUUUCGAGAAAGGAUUGUUGUAAGGUGCACUUGAAAAAUUGCGUGAAAAAUGGCGUAAUAUUUACCAAAAUGUCCGACGGUCGCGAACUGCUCACUAAAAAAAAUUCUGGACAUAAAAGCAGCACCGGAAAAAGAUCGUGCCUAUGCGAUCUGUGUGGGAAAACUUUUGACAAUGUCAACAAUUUAGUUAGUCACAAAGUUGUUCAUUCGGAUGAGAAACCCUUUGAGUGUUCAUUUUGUUCUAGAAAAUUUAAGCACAAAUUUACACUGACAUGUCACAUACGAAUCCACACUGGAGAGAAACCCUUCAAAUGCUCAGAGUGUCAAAAAGGUUUUACAUUUUCCAGUAAACUCACACAGCACAUGAGGAUUCAUACAGGAGAGCGACCCUACAAGUGCUCGGUAUGUCCAAAGGGUUUUACAUCUUCCAGUCAUCUCACGGAGCACAAGAGGACCCAUACAGGGGAAAAACCCUAUGAGUGUGCAGAUUGUCCAGAAUCUUUCAGUCAAAAAACUACCCUCACGAGACACAUGCGCAUCCACAAAGGCAUACCUUAUGGUAAUUGCACCAUCUGCCAAAGACCAUUUACAGACCCGAGCAGUCUUAGAGUGCACAUGAGGAUUCAUACAGGGAAGCGACCCUACAAGUGCUCGGUAUGUCAAAAAGGUUUUACAUUUUCCAGUAAACUCACACAGCACAUGAAGAUUCAUACAGGAGAGCGACCCUACAAGUGCUCGGUAUGUCCAAAGGGUUUUACAUCUUCCAGUCAUCUCACGGAGCACAAGAGGACCCAUACAGGGGAAAAACCCUAUAAGUGUGCAGAUUGUCCAAAAUCUUUUAGUCUAAAAACCAAUCUCACGAGACACAUGCGCAUCCACACCGGGGAGCGACCCUACAAGUGCUCGGUAUGUCAAAAGGGUUUUACAUCUUCCAGUAACCUCACACAGCACAUGUGGACUCACACAGGGGAGAAACCGUACACGUGCUUGGUAUGUCAAAAAGGUUUUAUGUUUUCCUGUCAUCUCACGGAGCACAAGAGGACCCAUACAGGGGAAAAACCCUAUAAGUGUGCAGAUUGUUCAGAAUCUUUCAGUCAAAAAACUACCCUCACGAGACACAUGCGCCUCCACACCGGCAAACCUUGUAGUACCUGUUCAAUUUGCCAAAGACCAUUUACAGACCCGAGCAGUCUUAAAAAGCACAUGCGGACUCACACAGGGGAGCGACCCUACAAGUGCUCGGUAUGUCAAAAGGGUUUUACAUCUUCCAGUAACCUCACACAGCACAUGUGGACUCACACAGGGGAGAAACCGUACACGUGCUUGGUAUGUCAAAAAGGUUUUAUGUUUUCCUGUCAUCUCACGGAGCACAAGAGGACCCAUACAGGGGAAAAACCCUAUAAUACCUGUUCAAUUUGCCAAAGACCAUUUACAGACCCGAGCAGUCUUAAAAAGCACAUGCGGACUCACACAGGGGAGCGACCCUACAAGUGCUCGGUAUGUCAAAAGGGUUUUACAUCUUCCAGUAACCUCACACAGCACAUGUGGACUCACACAGGGGAGAAACCGUACACGUGCUUGGUAUGUCAAAAAGGUUUUAUGUUUUCCUGUCAUCUCACGGAGCACAAGAGGACCCAUACAGGGGAAAAACCCUAUAAGUGUGCAGAUUGUUCAGAAUCUUUCAGUCAAAAAACUACCCUCACGAGACACAUGCGCCUCCACACCGGCAAACCUUGUAGUACCUGUUCAAUUUGCCAAAGACCAUUUACAGACCCGAGCAGUCUUAAAAAGCACAUGCGGACUCACACAGGGGAGCGACCCUACAAGUGCUCGGUAUGUCAAAAGGGUUUUACAUCUUCCAGUAACCUCACACAGCACAUGUGGACUCACACAGGGGAGAAACCGUACACGUGCUUGGUAUGUCAAAAAGGUUUUAUGUUUUCCUGUCAUCUCACGGAGCACAAGAGGACCCAUACAGGGGAAAAACCCUAUAAGUGUGCAGAUUGUUCAGAAUCUUUCAGUCAAAAAACUACCCUCACGAGACACAUGCGCCUCCACACCGGCAAACCUUGUAGUACCUGUUCAAUUUGCCAAAGACCAUUUACAGACCCGAGCAGUCUUAAAAAGCACAUGCGGACUCACACAGGGGAGCGACCCUACAAGUGCUCGGUAUGUCAAAAGGGUUUUACAUCUUCCAGUAACCUCACACAGCACAUGUGGACUCACACAGGGGAGAAACCGUACACGUGCUUGGUAUGUCAAAAAGGUUUUAUGUUUUCCAGUCAUCUCACGGAGCACAAGAGGACCCAUACAGGAUAA